CAUGAAAAUAAAACCUUGGCUGUAAAUGGGAUGUUAAUCGGCUUUGUAGUCAAUGUCAGACCGAUGAACAGAAAUGCACCAAAGUUUAUACCAACAAUAUUGACUGUCAGCAUAAAUGAAAGUUCUCCACAGGAUUCCGUUGUUGCUGUACUGACGUGCACUGACGCGGACACAGGGCCCAAUCCUGGUUGCACAACAGUAUCCAUAGCAACGGGAGAUGACUCAACGCCAAAGUUCAAGGUCAUCAAUAACCAGAUAUUGACAACCAGUACUCCCGUAGACUAUGACAUCAUGGCAGCUGACAACUUCCUCUACAAACUCGUUGUCAUAGCAACUGAUACCCCAUCAGUUGGUAAACAGAGAACAGGAACAAUGACUGUUUUAGUUAAUGUACUUCCGGUCAACAAGUACGACCCCAAAAUCCAUGGACAGCCUAUCAGUCAAGCGAUUCCUGAAGAUACUCAGGUAGGAACAGAAGUGCUGACGGUGACUGCCUCGGAUAAUGACGCAGGGAUCCACGGGGAACUGACGUACCAGAUUACAGAUGGAAACGAUGACGAUGCUUUCUUCAUUCUAAAAACCUCAGGGAAGAUUUAUACAAAGAGAAGACUAGAUUUUGAGACAAGGUCAUCCUACUCUCUGACAGUAGAGGUCAAGGACGGGGGAGCUCGCACCAGUACCGCGGUGGUCAACAUCACGCUGACUAAUGUGAACGAUAACCCUCCCGUGUGUUCUCCUGACCACUACAAGAAAACCGUAGGCGAGAACAUCUCGAUUGGAAACACUGUCCUUAAUAUUUCUUGCUUGGAUGAAGAGAUUGGUACAGAUCUACGUUAUACGAUUACAUCCGGGGAUCGCGGGGACCUUGAUAUAACAUCCAGUGGCGCAGUGAGAGUUAAACGUGAAUUGGAUUAUGAUAAAGGAAUUUUUUCCUACCUCCUUAAUAUACAAGUGACAGACACCGUGCAUACAGCUUCUGUAAUCGUUUUGGUAAAUUUAAAUCCUAUAAAUGAAUACCCUCCUCUGUUGGAUCCGCUCUCAGUGGAUGUUAGAGAGGAUACAACACCUGGUACAGAGAUCGCAUCAUUGACCGCCUCUGACCGCGACGCUUAUCCCGACAAUGUACUCUCUUUUGAAAUAGUGUCAGUACAAAAUACUGCAAUAGACGCCUUUAUGAUGGACAGUGUGACUGGUAAAAUAUACCUAACGCACUAUUUAGAUUUUGAAACGGUCCCGCUGUACAGGAUAAUUGUGGCGGCGGACGAUGGAGGAACCUCAAAGGGGACCGGAACCGUCACGGUGUCGGUACAGAAUGUCAAUGACAACGCCCCCUAUUGUCCAAAAACUGUCUUUAAUGUCAGGAUAUCCGAACUGACAAGAAAAGGCAGUGUGAUUAUUCCAAACUUUGGAUGCUCUGAUCGAGAUCUUGAUGACCUUUCUUAUUCCGUCAACCAGAUUCCCAGUGACAAUGCAUUUGAGGGAACCUCGGGACAGCUCACGAUUAAAGGGAACUUGGAUUAUGAGACAACGCAAUUCUACAAUAUAGAAAUAAGCAUCAGAGAUGGCUAUUACACAACAAAAGUUAGAGUCGCAGUAAACGUCAUAAAUGAAAACGAGGGACCACCCAAAUUUAUACACCCAGAUAUACCAAAAUUCUUCAGAGAGGAUACAGAUACAGGAACUGUCAUAGCCACCGUAACGGCCGAGGAUCCUGAUAAUGAUCCUUUUAUCUACUCCUUCCGAACGACUUAUUCGGAGUUCUUACUGGAUUCUAGGAGUGGAGAAGUCAUCCUGACUAAACCAUUGGACAGAGAAAAAACUUCUUACUAUGAAUUAGACAUCGUGGCUUCGGAUGGUACUAAAUCAUCAACCGCAACGGUGCAAAUCACUGUAACUGACGUUAAUGAACGUCCAAGAUUCAGCAAAAAAAAUUAUGUAUUCUCCGUCGCAGAAAACACACUUGCUGGUUACAGUGUAGGAACAGUCUCUGCUAUUGAUGCAGAUACAGGCGGAACAAAUGGGUUACUCCGUCACACCAUACUCUCAGGAAAUGAAGACUCUUACUUUCAAAUAGACCCAACAACUGGUGAAAUCAGUGUUGCAUCCCCACCCGAUUUUGAAAACGCCAAGUCUGUUGUUCUAGUAAUCCAAGUUACGGACCAAGGUUUCCCUUCAACAUUUGAAGUCUGUACAGUCACAAUAAACAUUAUAGAUGUCAACGACAACCCACCAGAAUUCUCUUCCUCUUCCAUACGAAAAUGGAUUUCAGAAGACGCCUUGGUUGGACUAUCUGUGAUUCAGGUGUUUGCUACAGAUGCCGACUCAUCCUUAAACGGCAACAAUAAGUUUACAUUUGUAUCAAACUCUGCGGUCCCUUUUCAAAUUGAUCCCGACAGCGGCAUUGUGACUGUUAAAAAUUCGCUUGACAGAGAAACAACAAGCAGAUACGACAUGUUGAUAACUGCAGUGGAUAGAGGAACCCCUUCCUUAAAAGGCUUUUUUACACUCGAGAUUUUUCUCACUGAUGUUAACGACAAUGCUCCACUCUUCAUCGGAACCUAUGAUGCUACUGUUCCCGAAAAUGUUUUGAAAGAAACAAUAAUAUUUACUUUUACUGUCAAUGAUAUUGAUGACAAUUACGAUGAAAAUUUUAACUAUACUAUAUUAUCGGGGAAUUUGUACUCUAGUUUCAAACUAGAUUCUCACAAUGGAAUCUUACAGGUGGCAUCAGACUUGGAUCGGGAGCGUUUAGACAAGUAUGAGUUAGUUAUUCAGGUUACCGAUAGUGGAAUUCCAUCAAAAUCCACAUCUGUAACGGCCACUAUUAAUAUUAUUGACGUCAAUGAUGAAUAUCCAGUUUUCGAAAUGUCUUCUUAUAUUUUCUCAGUCAAAGAGCACACAGUUUCUCCAACAGUGUUUGCCUUGAUCAAAGCGACCGAUAAUGAUGAUGGCAUAAAUUCCAAGCUAAGAUAUAGCAUAGCUACCAACUGGAAAGGUGCCUCAGGCAUGUUCGGUAUUAAUGACACUUCAGGGGAAAUCUAUACAGUUGGAGAUUUUGAUCGUGAGUUAGAAUCAGAGUUUUUAUUGUGGAUCCGAGUUCAAGAUGGCGGAUCUCCCCACUGGUCUGCGGAGGUCACUGUGAACGUCACAAUAGAAGAUAUAAAUGACCAUACACCAAUGUUUGGACAAAAAGAAUAUUCUGUAUACGUGUUAGAAAACCUUGACAGAGGAAGCAAAGUCUUAUCUACUGGAGCUGUAGACUCGGAUGAAGGCCUGAAUGGAGAAAUCAAGUAUGAAAUAGAUUUUACUACACAGCUAGGGACGCCUUUUGAUUCGUUCUUCGGCGUGCGAUCCUAUUCUGGUGAUAUUAUUCUAAGAGAGCGCUUGGAUAGAGAAACAUACGACAGUUUUACUUUCACCAUUAUAGCAAGGGAUAGUGGAUUGCCCCCUCUGUCUUCGAAAGUAAAUGUGACCAUAUUUGUCCAAGAUGUCAAUGAUAACAGACCACAGUUCUCUCCUGAUUUUUACAAUUCAGAAGCGUCUUUGAACGAUUAUUGUGAUGCUUCUAUAACUGUAGUUACUGCUGUAGACAGUGACAUAGGAAGUAAUGCCCUUGUUACCUAUAGUCUUCUUGCUGAUAAUCCUGGACCAUUCGUGGUCGAUGAUUCCGGAAUAAUCAAAGCAAAUGCAGAGCUCCAAAAAGCUAAAUAUACGAUAGAAAUAAUAUCCUCAGAUAAAGGAGACCCUCAGUUGAAGUCCUUAAAGAAUGCCAUCGUUAGAAUAGAUAGAUUUGACCCUGAAGACACUGUCAUCUCAUUUUACCUCGACUUAACUUUGGUAUCCUAUUUAUCCGUUGAGGAGGAACUAUUAAAUCACAUAAAGGAGGUACUGAGGGCGUCUUUUCCAACAGCAUAUGUUAGAAAGUGGUGUGUAGAGGAUAAAGUCAGAUCAGUUCUUGUACAUGUUUAUGCUGUUAAAAAUGAUAUAACAGAAAACAUAAACAAUUUGCAGAAAGAGAAAAAGUUCGUUACAAAUGGGGAAUUCAUUAACCUCCUUCAACUUAAUCCUAGUGAAAUCCCAACUGUAAUCGUAAACGAAAAAUCAUGGGAUAAAUAUAGAAUAGAAAAAGUUGUUCCAUUUGGAGACAAACUCAUCUUCCCUGCGCCCGAAAAGGUAACAGCACCAGAGGAGAAGGACGACUUGGGAUUGAUUCUUGGGAUAUUUUUUGGACUUCUUCUAGCUGUUUUAGCAGCUAUUAUUAUUUUUUACUUGGUCUGGAGAAGGAAAUUACGUAGAAAGAAAAAAGACAAUGAAACCACAAAGAGGCCCAGAGUUCAGAUAAUUGAGAUCAGAGGAAAAGGUGGACGACUGUCUAUUGACGAGGAAAGCGAGACAACUCACAACAAAAACCCAACCACCAAAACAACAACGACAACCGUUUCAGUUGUAACCCCUCUCCAACUUUCAGAUUCCAAGCUACAUGACGUUGAGAAAGUAGAGGCAUUUGAUGGUCCUUUGAUAAAUGUUCCAUCAUCAGCGAAGCCAGGUUUUGAUAGGUCAUCCCCCGACCCAUCUGUCUUAUCUUCUAGACAGGAUUUCAAAAGCGUCACUUUAAGUCCCUCUCUCCUCGGUAACACGAUGUCAAAUUCCUCAACACCCCUUCCUACUAAACCAGCUCUUUUUAAUGCACACAGAAAGCGAGAUUUUGUUACAGGCUGGGUGUACGAAGAAGACCCUGACACUCAGACCAGAAGAUGGGUCCGUACACCAGAUGGGGAUCCUAUUUUUGACGUCUCACGUGAUUAGAAGCAUAAGAGGAUACUACAGCAUUCCUAUUUCUAAUAUUUAACAUUGCAUAAAAUAAUGCAUUUCUUGUUCU
Molecule: messenger RNA, 4879 nt
Organism: Saccostrea cuccullata (small rock oyster)
Lineage: Eukaryota; Metazoa; Mollusca; Bivalvia; Ostreida; Ostreidae
Product: protocadherin Fat 4-like
Exons: 19
Coding region: 31-4806 (1591 amino acids)
Biological process (GO): homophilic cell-cell adhesion
Cellular component (GO): plasma membrane
Molecular function (GO): calcium ion binding
Source: RefSeq, a predicted model, not a curated record